This is a messenger RNA of Salvia hispanica, 682 nucleotides long. Its product is annotated as germin-like protein 9-3. The record is from RefSeq and is a predicted model, not a curated record. NCBI's taxonomy places the organism in Eukaryota, Viridiplantae, Streptophyta, Magnoliopsida, Lamiales, Lamiaceae. Gene Ontology annotation, molecular function: manganese ion binding.
AUGAAUAAAAACAUCCUCCUGAUCAUAGCUGCCCUUGCCCUUGCCCUCAUCCAGAGCUCCACGGCAGGGGAUCCCGACAUCCUCACCGACUUCAUCCUCCCACUAAACACGCCACCCCCGGCCGACGGGGGAUUCUUCACCUUCACCGGGUUCCGGCCCCUUGUGACAGCCCCAUUCCCUCCGACAUUCAAGGUGUUCAAGGCCGGCAUGGAGCAGUUCCCCGCGCUGAACGGGCAAAGCGUCUCCUACGCGGUGCUGAUGUACCCCUCGGGCACGGUGAACCCGGUCCACACGCACCCGCGGUCGGCUGAGCUCCUCUUCCUCGUGCAGGGCUCCCUGGAGGUGGGGUUCGUCGACUCCACCAACAAGCUGUACACGCAGAACCUUCAGCAAGGGGAUGUUUUCGUGUUUCCGAAAGGACUGGUGCACUUCCAGUACAACGCAGACGCGAAGAAUCCGGCCGUAGCCAUCUCCGCCUUCGGGAGUGCGAAUGCGGGAACUGUUUCGCUGCCAAACACUCUGUUUAACACCACCAUUGAUGACACUGUUUUGGCUCUGUCGUUCAAGACUGAUGUUGCCACCAUUCAGAAACUCAAAGCUGGCUUGCACGGAUAGAACCAGUUCAAACUAGUGUGUUUGUUGAUUUUUAUUGUGGAAUAAAUGGAGCUAUUAUUUUUAUUUC